This is a messenger RNA of Plenodomus lingam JN3, 204 nucleotides long. The record is from RefSeq and is a predicted model, not a curated record. Lineage: Eukaryota; Fungi; Ascomycota; Dothideomycetes; Pleosporales; Leptosphaeriaceae.
AUGACCUUGACCCCCCCCCCAACCCCUCAGCUCCAUCUCACACCCUCUUUGGGACACUCAGCCCCACACGCUGCUGCUAUUGCUGCUGCCGCUGUCAUUGUUAGUUUCAAGAACCUUGGAAGCUUGCGACGAGACAAAGAAUCGAGGCUGUCGCCUUUUCUGGUUGUGAAGAACAACCGACCGAGAAUCGCCUACAUGUGGUAG